Molecule: messenger RNA, 990 nt
Organism: Lodderomyces theae
Lineage: Eukaryota; Fungi; Ascomycota; Pichiomycetes; Serinales; Debaryomycetaceae
Exons: 1
Coding region: 1-990 (329 amino acids)
Source: RefSeq, a predicted model, not a curated record
AUGAAGACGAGCUCAUUAGCAUUGGUCAUGGUUUUCGCAAUCCAUUCUGUCGCCGGCUCAGCGAUAACAGGGGCAUGGCAUGAAAUCACUCUCAGCUCCAGAAGAGUUAAAUCUUGGAAUGACACCUCCUCCGGCGUUAACGUUACCAUAGCUCCCGCAAGCAAUGAAACUGCCCUGGCCACUGUCCAAGACCCCGGUCUCAAUAACACUCAACUUGCAAUUUUGUUGUUAUCUUUACAAGACUAUAAUGCUCAUAAUCUUGAACCAAGCUUUGCUAUGGAUAAAAAAAGACGUUCUGAUGUUUUUGAUUUAUUGGAAAAGAGAUCCGAUUUGCCACUAUUGGAUACAAUAUUACUGACUCUUAACAAUACUGGCGUUGCCUUGACUGUGAUUGAUUAUGUUUUGUUGCGUCCAGAAUUAUUAGACAUAGUGAUUCAGACAACAAUAUGGGUCAUCAGAUUGAGGUUGAUUAACUUGGCCGACUUGAUUAUUGCUUUACAAAGAUCGAAUUUGAUUAUGGAUGUGUUGACCUUGGGUUUAGAAGAUUCUGAAAUCUUGCCCGGAUUAAUCAACAUUACCAUUGAAAUCUUGAAACAGAGUGGGUUAGAUUUGGGGUUGUUGAGCAAGAGAUUUGAUGUCGAACCGGUUCAACCAUUUAACUCAACGGUGGACCAUUUGAGUAAGCGGGAGAAUGCGUUGUUGGAUCAGUUAUUUUUGUCGUUGAGAGAUUCGGGUUUGGCUGUUUCCGUAGUAAAGCACUUGUUGACUACACCGGCAUUGGCCUCUCCCAACGCUCAUUUCCUCGUUCUGAUUUUGCAAUCCCAUGCACUUACAUUAAGUGAUUUACUUGCAGCUUUGAAGGAGUCUAAUUUGAUCUGGGAUCUUGUUAGGCAGUUGUUGGGUGACCCACUGAUCAUAAUUGAAUUUGGUGGAACAAUUGUACAGAGAGUUGCGCAAGGAUUGAUUCCGAAAGAAUUGAUUACAGGGUAG